AUGUUCUGCGCACUACAUGUCAUUAGUAUACAAGGCGAAGAGGCAGCCGCUGAUGAAGGGAAUGCUGAGCCUACCACGGCUGGUGGUGACGCUGGAGGCCCUGAUGGUGGGGCAGCACAAGGGGAUGAAACUACGACAGGUGGAGGGGAUGCGGGAGCUCCCGCACCUGCAGAUGGAGGUGACGCUACUACAGCUGCAGAUGGAGGUGAAGCUGCUACAGCUGGAGAUGGAGGUGAAGCUGCUACAGCUGGAGAUGGAGGUGAAGCUGCUACAGCUGCAGAUGGAGGUGAAGCUGCUACAGCCGGAGAUGGAGAUGGAGGCGAAGCUGCGACAGAGGGAGGGGAUGCCGGAGCUUCCCCAGCUGCAGAUGGAGGUGAAGCUACCACAGCUGCAGAUGGAGGUGAAGCUGCUACAGCCGGAGAUGGAGGUGAAGCUGCUACAGCCGGAGAUGGAGGUGAAGCUGCUACAGCCGGAGAUGGAGGUGAUGCUGCGACACCUGGAGAUGCAGAACCCAAAACCCUCAUCUACACGUUUCAAUGGCAGUGGAUGGCUGGAAGAAGGGUUUCAAUGAUAUCGAUGGUCUUUAUUGUGGAAGAGGUCCCAUUCCAAUUCACUGAGACCUUUGGUUCAUCAAUGAAUCAGAGACGUAUCGAGCACGUCCGCCCGCCGCGAUCGGCAUUCCUAGAGGACGAAAAGUUACCGAUGUAG
Ostertagia ostertagi is the source of this 708-nucleotide messenger RNA. Lineage: Eukaryota; Metazoa; Nematoda; Chromadorea; Rhabditida; Trichostrongylidae. The record is from the annotation of a GenBank genome assembly.